AUGAUUUUUCUCUCCGUUGGGAUGACGAAAGGUCACCGACAAAUCAGCGCGAGGACGGAAGUACGAAGGAAGAAACAUUUGGUUAACACCAGUAUGGAAACCACCUUCUAUGUAUCCAACAUACCCAAUGAUUAUAGAUUGGCUGAAAUAAGAUCCCCGUUCACCAAGUUUGGUCAGGUGGUAGACGUAUUCAUCCCUCCAAAGAAGAAUCGUAACGGUAAACACUUUGCUUUCAUCCGUUUCAAUAGGGUGAAAGAUGAAUUAGCGUUGGAAAACGCUCUACAAGGUAUCAAGUGCAAUGAGAAUGUUCUCAAAGUAAACCUAGGCAAGCACCGAAGGAACUCUUCCAAAGCCUUGACUAAUGCAACUCAUAAACAACAUCUGCAACCCCAAUUCCAGCGACAUGCUAAUACUUCUGGUGUGUUCAGAGACCGGAGAUCCUUUGCAUAG
Molecule: messenger RNA, 450 nt
Organism: Lactuca virosa
Lineage: Eukaryota; Viridiplantae; Streptophyta; Magnoliopsida; Asterales; Asteraceae
Source: the annotation of a GenBank genome assembly